CUCCUCCGGGGGUAGUGCUACACGUGGGGGCUCGUCCGGGAUUCUACUUCUCAAUAAUAAAGAUUUCCCUUCAUAAUGUACCUCACCCUUGCCAAGAUCAGCCAUGGAUGCAGCUGCUGCAUCCAAGUGGUGCAUAGAUGAGAAUGUUCCCUUGGAGACUGGCCUCGUGAUAGAGAUCAAGGGAGAAGCUUGGCCUGAAGAGAAACUACUCCAAGUCCUGAAAACUUUAUCCACAGAUAAGAAGUUCUGGGUGACAGAUACGAAUGGAAAUAUGGACUUCCAAAUUGCUUUAAAAACCCUAGUGUGAAGACCACAGAGAACAUAGAACUUAUACUGAUACACCCUACAGGAGAGCCAGACAGUCCUACUUCUUCUAGUGCGCUGGCACCCAAUGGAGCUAUAGGACAAAAGGGGAGGAGGUCUGACAACACGCCACUAAAGGACCUCAACCCAGAGUUAUGUGCUGUCCUGGAGGAAAUCGUAGCUUAGUGCAAGAAGGAUUCCCCGGAUUACCUGACGACAGGAUAUAGGAAGCUUAGAACCUUCUCCGGGAGACACCCAGUGCCAUCCUCAGAGGACGGUUUUGAAGAAUGGAUGGAUCAUGCCACCCAGGCUCUAGAAGAGUGGGGAGUUCCAGAAAAACAUAAGAAACAGAGGAUUAUGGAAAGUCUCAGAGGACCAGCACUAGAAGCUAUGCGUAAUCUCAAGCUCAGUAAAGAUAAUUGCACUGCCCAGGAUUAUUUAGAUGUUCUGCAGAAUGUGUUCGGGAGAACUGAAAACACCAGUGAACUCCACUACCAACUGGAACACUGUUUUCAAAAGAAAGGAGAAAAGCUAUCUGAAUUCGUCGGCCGCCUGGAUAAGAUCCUGCACCAGAUUUUGUUGAAAGGAAUAGAUCCAAGGGAAGUGGAUAAAGCCCAGAUUCAACAAGUAAUAAGGGGAGCCCAGCCCAUGGAUCCCAUUGCUUUCCAGUUACGAACCCAACAAGGGAGCAGGGUGUUGAAGUACCCUGACCUAAUUCGGAUCAUUCGACAGGAAGAGGUCCUACUAGACCAAAAGAGUAGGUACCUGUAACGGACACAUGCAUGCUGCCGAGACAGUUAUAAUCUUCAUGCAGGGAGGACUACAAGGAACUGCAUGGCU
Rana temporaria (common frog) is the source of this 1143-nucleotide messenger RNA. RefSeq names its product paraneoplastic antigen Ma1 homolog. NCBI's taxonomy places the organism in Eukaryota, Metazoa, Chordata, Amphibia, Anura, Ranidae. The coding region runs from base 595 to 1074 and encodes 159 amino acids. The transcript has a single exon. The record is from RefSeq and is a predicted model, not a curated record.